Messenger RNA from Caenorhabditis briggsae, 786 nucleotides. Gene Ontology annotation, molecular function: extracellular matrix binding; calcium ion binding; heparin binding. The transcript has 4 exons. The coding region runs from base 1 to 786 and encodes 261 amino acids. Lineage: Eukaryota; Metazoa; Nematoda; Chromadorea; Rhabditida; Rhabditidae. Gene Ontology annotation, cellular component: basement membrane. The record is from RefSeq and is a predicted model, not a curated record. Gene Ontology annotation, biological process: extracellular matrix organization.
AUGCGAUCUGAACAUUUAUAUAUUCAAUUGUUGGCAUGGAUAUAUUUGGUGAAUGGAAACCCCAUUGCUCAAAAAGGUGGAUUAGGGGUGCUUGAUAUAUCAGAUACGAAUGAGCUAUCAGUCCGUCCCAGAUUUGAAGAAGUCAUCCGAUUGGAUUGUGCUUCACAGAGAAGGAAAGCGUUGAAAAGGAAGACGAAUGGAGACUCCCGUAUUUAUAUUCCAACUUGCUCCCCAAAAAAUGCAUUACUAUAUGAUAAAGUUCAAUGUUAUGAUGUAUCUGCCUACUGUUGGUGUGUCGACGAGCUAUCUGGAGAGCCGAAAAUCGGAUCUUCUACAUCUCGAGGUCGACCGAAAUGUGAAGAAACUGCUCUAACAACAAUUGCUCCUCCAAAAAGAGCCAGAAGAAAUAAUCGGUGUAAGGAAAAGAGGAGGACUCGUUUCCUUCGACGAUUGGUAUCAACAAUCAAAUCAGAAAUGAUAAUGAAUGGAGUGAAUGCAACGAAAGUCAGUCGAGAUUCUGCAAUCAGAUGGAAGUUCAAUCAACUCAAUGUUAAUCAUAAUACAGUUUUGGAAAGAAGCGAAUGGAAACCAUUCAAAGCAGUUUUGUUAGAAUGGAAAAAUGUAAGACAGUGCUCCAGAAAUCUUUUCAAGACUUGUGAUAUGGAUAGGGAUCGGAAGUUGACCUUUGAGGAAUGGAGGAAAUGCAUAGUUCAAGAAAUCAACCGCGUUCCUGCAAAACGUCCAGACCAGCUCAACCCAUUUUUGUACAUUUUAAGACCAGAAUAG